This is a messenger RNA of Caenorhabditis elegans, 1116 nucleotides long. RefSeq names its product G-protein coupled receptors family 1 profile domain-containing protein (gene srw-137). Gene Ontology annotation, cellular component: membrane. NCBI's taxonomy places the organism in Eukaryota, Metazoa, Nematoda, Chromadorea, Rhabditida, Rhabditidae. The coding region runs from base 1 to 1116 and encodes 371 amino acids. Gene Ontology annotation, biological process: G protein-coupled receptor signaling pathway; signal transduction. The record is from RefSeq and is marked reviewed. The transcript is spliced from 5 exons. Gene Ontology annotation, molecular function: G protein-coupled peptide receptor activity; G protein-coupled receptor activity.
AUGAUUAGUGACAAAUAUCUUCAAAUUGAUUUUCCGGGCUUUGAGCAUUCUACUGCUCGUCGGCUAUACCGAAUCGAAAGAUAUCUGGCAGUUUUCACAGAGAAAGUUCUGUCAUAUGAGUCUAUCAUUUCAAUUACUUGUAUUUUGGUAAACAUUUUACAUUCUGCAAUUCUGACAAGAAAAUCUAUGAGAAACUCCUCCAUAAAUAUCAUUAUGACUGCAGUGGCUAUUUUAGACAUUUGCACAUUUUUUUCAGAACUCAAGAAAAUCGUCGAGCGAUUUCUCCGAGAUUAUUACGAUUGUUUUCAAAGUGAAACAUAUACUUUUGUAAUAAUCGAAACUUCGUUUCAAGUCCUCCAAGACUAUUCCCGGCGGUGUUCAACGUGGCUUUGCUUUCUCAUCGCGCUUAUUCGAACACUAGUCAUCAGAAAUCCUCUGAACCAAAGCUACCAGAAAUUAGCCGGUCCUGCCCUCUCUGGUUUUGCAAUUCUCGGAAUAUUAUUUUUGAGUCUUCCGAUUUCAGUGGUCUUUUCUCUGGAAUAUGAACUAAUGAAAAGUUCUGUGCCAUCAUUUUGUAAUUCAACUGAAACAACUUACUACACAGUUAUAUCUGAUAUGUUUGCGGAUAAUGAUGGGUAUUAUUUGAAAAUAUUUUCAAUUGUUAACGGGCUCGUUUCAAAUAUAAUUCCCUGCGUGCUCUUCCCGAUAGUAACUUUCCUAUUGGUCGUCGAGCUCUGGAAAUCGGAUAAAAAGCGAAAAAAUCUUUCUUCCACUGCAAAUGUAAAUGACUCUAGAAAAACUACUAGACUGGUAUUCUACAUAUCUAUUACGUUUUUUAUCGCCGAAUUUCCGCUUGGAAUAACAUUGGGUGCAACUUGGUUUUUUCUCGAUGUUCCUGGAAUGAAAUCAAUAAUGAGUUACUUCUACUACAAUUUUUCCUUGCUCCUGUCUGCAAAUACAGCUACCCACUGCAUAGUUUGCUUCUUCAUGUCAUCUCAAUAUCGGAUUGCUGCAAAGCAAGUAGUGUCCUGUGGAUAUUUGACUCAGAAAAACAAAGCAACUGUGAUUCAAGUCACUCACACUAGUUCUGCAAGGCGACAAGUUUUUAAAAAGUGA